AUGUCUAUGCAGGGUCCCCAGAGGAGGCUGCAGGGCUCCUUCAACUGCACCCCCCCAGCCACCCCUCACCUCAGGCUGGCUGCCAACCAGACGGGGCCCCGGUGCCUGGAGGUGUCCGUUCCUGACGGGCUCUUCCUCAGCCUGGGGCUGGUGAGCGUGGUGGAGAACGUGCUGGUGGUGGCCGCCAUCGCCAAGAACCGCAACCUGCACUCGCCCAUGUAUUACUUCAUCUGCUGCCUGGCUGUGUCCGACCUGCUGGUGAGCGUGAGCAAUGUGCUGGAGACGGCGGUCAUGCUGCUGCUGGAGGCCGGCGCCCUGGCCACCCAGGCGGCUGCAGUGCAGCAGCUGGACGAUGUCACUGACGUGCUCAUCUGCGGCACGAUGGUGUCCAGUCUCUGCUUCCUGGGCGCCAUCGCCGUGGACCGCUAUAUCUCCAUCUUCUACGCGCUGCGGUACCACAGCAUCGUCACGCUGCCCCGUGCGUGCUGGGCCAUCUCCGCCAUCUGGGUGGUGAGCGUCCUCUCCAGCACGCUCGUCAUUGCCUACUACGACCACGCGGCCGUGCUGCUUUGUCUUGUCGGCUUCUUUGUAGCCAUGCUGGUGCUCAUGGCGGUGCUGUACGUGCACAUGCUCGCCCGGGCCUGCCAGCACGCCCGAGGUAUCGCCCGGCUCCAGAAGAGGCAGCGCCCCGCCCACCAGGGCUUUGGCCUCAAGGGUGCCGCCACGCUCACCAUCCUGCUGGGCAUUUUCUUCCUCUGCUGGGGCCCCUUCUUCCUGCACCUUUCACUCAUGGUCUUCUGCCCUCAACACCCCAUCUGUGGCUGCGUCUUCAAGAACUUCAACCUCUUCCUCACCCUCAUCAUCUGCAACUCCAUCGUUGACCCCCUCAUCUACGCCUUCCGCAGCCAGGAGCUCCGAAAGACCCUCCAAGAGGUAGUGCUCUGCUCCUGCCAGUCCCCACCCAUGCUGGCAGCUUCAGCCCAGACUGCUGACCUCAAGGCCAGGAGCUGGUUCCCGGCAGGGCUAGCCUUUGCGGGGGGGACAGGACGACCCUGGUGGCGGCGGGAGGAGGCGGCGGGCGGAGGCGGCGCGUCGCGCGGCGGAGCGGGGAUGCGCGAGCGGGCGGCGGGGGCGGCCGACCCUCCGCAGCCAGCCCCGGCCUGUACGCGCGUGUCCCGCAGUCGCCCGCCGCACGCACCGAGCAUGAGGGAGAUCGUGCACAUUCAGGCCGGCCAGUGCGGCAACCAGAUCGGGGCCAAGUUCUGGGAGGUCAUCAGUGACGAGCACGGUAUAGACCCCAGUGGCAACUAUGUGGGGGACUCAGACCUGCAGCUGGAGCGCAUCAGCGUCUACUACAACGAGGCCUCUUCUCAUAAGUAUGUGCCUCGGGCCAUUCUGGUGGACCUUGAGCCCGGAACCAUGGACAGCGUCCGGUCUGGGGCCUUUGGGCACCUUUUCAGGCCUGACAACUUCAUCUUCGGUCAGAGCGGGGCCGGCAACAACUGGGCCAAGGGUCACUACACGGAGGGUGCUGAGCUGGUGGACUCCGUCCUGGACGUGGUGCGGAAGGAGUGUGAGAAUUGCGACUGCCUGCAGGGCUUCCAGCUGACCCACUCUCUCGGUGGGGGCACGGGCUCGGGCAUGGGCACGCUGCUCAUCAGCAAGGUGCGUGAGGAGUACCCUGACCGCAUCAUGAACACCUUCAGCGUGGUGCCCUCACCCAAGGUGUCGGACACGGUGGUGGAGCCCUACAACGCCACGCUGUCCAUCCACCAGCUGGUGGAGAACACGGACGAGACCUACUGCAUCGACAACGAGGCCCUGUACGACAUCUGCUUCCGCACCCUCAAGCUGGCCACGCCCACCUACGGAGACCUCAACCAUCUGGUGUCGGCCACCAUGAGCGGCGUCACCACUUCCCUCCGCUUCCCCGGCCAGCUCAAUGCUGACCUGCGAAAGCUGGCCGUGAACAUGGUGCCCUUCCCGCGCCUGCACUUCUUCAUGCCCGGCUUCGCGCCGCUCACCGCCAGGGGCAGCCAGCAGUACCGCGCGCUCACGGUGCCCGAGCUCACCCAGCAGAUGUUCGACGCCAAGAACAUGAUGGCCGCCUGCGACCCGCGCCAUGGCCGCUACCUGACGGUGGCCACCGUCUUCCGCGGGCGCAUGUCCAUGAAGGAGGUGGACGAGCAGAUGCUGGCCAUCCAGAGCAAGAACAGCAGCUACUUCGUGGAGUGGAUCCCCAACAACGUGAAGGUGGCCGUGUGCGACAUCCCACCCCGGGGGCUCAAGAUGUCCUCCACCUUCAUCGGCAACAGCACGGCCAUCCAGGAGCUGUUCAAGCGCAUCUCCGAGCAGUUCACCGCCAUGUUCCGGCGCAAGGCCUUCCUGCACUGGUACACGGGCGAGGGCAUGGACGAGAUGGAGUUCACCGAGGCCGAGAGCAACAUGAAUGACCUGGUGUCCGAGUACCAGCAGUACCAGGACGCCACGGCCGAGGAGGAGGGCGAGAUGUACGAAGACGAUGAGGAGGAGUCCGAGGCUCAGGGCCCCAAAUGAAGCCACUGGAGUGGCGGAGCCAGGCUGCGGCCGUGGCCAAGAGGCCUGUCCCCCAGAGCCAUGUCGCCACUGACACCACCCCCAGCCUCGCCCCCGCCAGCUCCGGUCACGGCACCCCAGGGCUCCCGAGUGUCUGUCCUCCAGUAUUUACGGCAUCCCCACCCCACGUGAGUCCUGUCUUCCCUCCAUAGGUCAGGUCCACUUCUGUGUCUGCUUUAUUGUCAGCUCCAGGCCUGUUUUAUGGUUUGUUUUGUUUUCUUUUGUUUUUUUUUACUGGUUUGUGUUUAUAUUUUGAGGGGGGAUACUUAAUAAAUUUAUUGCUGUCAGAUA
Messenger RNA from Zalophus californianus (California sea lion), 2886 nucleotides. RefSeq names its product tubulin beta-3 chain. Gene Ontology annotation, molecular function: GTP binding; structural constituent of cytoskeleton; G protein-coupled receptor activity. The transcript has 7 exons. Gene Ontology annotation, biological process: axon guidance; microtubule cytoskeleton organization; G protein-coupled receptor signaling pathway. Bases 1 to 2556 code for a protein of 851 amino acids. The record is from RefSeq and is a predicted model, not a curated record. Lineage: Eukaryota; Metazoa; Chordata; Mammalia; Carnivora; Otariidae. Gene Ontology annotation, cellular component: membrane; microtubule; cytoplasm.